Messenger RNA from Morone saxatilis (striped sea-bass), 3168 nucleotides. Its product is annotated as cytospin-A. The record is from RefSeq and is a predicted model, not a curated record. Lineage: Eukaryota; Metazoa; Chordata; Actinopteri; Moronidae. Bases 394 to 2229 code for a protein of 611 amino acids. Gene Ontology annotation, molecular function: protein binding. The transcript has 12 exons.
GUUAUCGACACUAUCGUCAUCUCUGUCCGGAGUUUUCUCCCUCUUGUCAGUGCGCGUUUAAAACUCAGAUUGUGUCCUCAUAUCAACAUGUUUCCAGCAGCAAGUGGUCGCUUGGGUUAAACUUCGCUCUAUAGACAUGCAGCUGCAUUUCUCGGUCUCCCAUCCCCUCUCCUCUCCUCGGCGAGGACGCAGCAGGGCAGUGCGCUUGGCUGAGCAGCGCUGAAAGAAGCAAAGCGUGGAGGAGAAGAAGAGUUCACUAAACUCAGAACAAAGGGAUUGGGGAUUUUAUUUGUCUGCUUUCAAGAGGUCACCUCUACAGUGCCUGUACAGUGAGUGAAAGAGCAACAAGCAACUGCAGGGCACCAUCAGUGGCCCAAACCCCAUUACUGCAGUAUGGGCAACUUUUCCAGCAAGGACAGCCAUGGAGCCACAGGGGCCCAUGGGGAUAUUUUCCACACUCCUCCUGCGUCUCCACAGGGUGAUGGGCCUCCUUUCGUGCCAGGUGUCCCUCAGCUCCUUCACCCUGCCUCACCACAACCUUCCUCUUCUGCCCCAGUUUCAUCUCCACCUCCAGUCCCACUCCUCACAUCCAGUGGGAAGAAAGCGCCAUCUAGCAGCCCUACCACUUGCAGUCCCCCUCCUGAUUGGAGGCCUCAUCCACCAGUCAGUUCGAAUAGCUCCGCCAUUGGCCCUGGAGUUAGCCAGGUGCACAGCAAGCCAGGAAGUACAGGGAUUAAAGGACAAGCCGCUUUAGGGAGAAAUGGGGGUCCUCCUACCUCCACCCCUCGGACUCUGGUCUUCCAGGGGAAGACUGUGGCUGUCUGCCCUACGAAGACCCCCUCUCCCCUGUGUAGUGCCUCACCUGUGGUGGGCAGCUCUUCAGCGCAGAACUGGAGAGAAAGGGACAGUGGUCUGAGUCAGUCUUUACUCCCCAGUCAUGAAUCUGAGGACAGCCAGGGUGAGGAACUGGAGAAGCUGCUGGAGGAGUGUAGGACAACACUGGGUAUCACUGGCAGCCAGGAGGGGGCCACGAACACAACAGAGAUACUGAAGGAUCUACUGACAGAAGUGAAGAGUUUGAAGAGUACUUUGCAGACGGAGCGUGGGGAAUGGCUGCAGUUCCAGGCUGACCUACAAGUGGCGGUGUCAGUGGCAGACCGCCUGAGAGCCGAGGCAGAAGAAGAGCUGACUGCGCUCCGAACAGCGCACAAGGAUGUUGAGAGGGAGCUGGCUGCUGCCCAGCAGAGGCAGAAGGAGGCCGAUAUGCAACUGGUCACCCUAAGAGGGGAGUUAAAGGAGAGCAGGCAGAGACUGGCUACUCUCACCCAGGCUCAAGGCAAAACUGACACCCAGGAUCCAUGUCAGGAACCAGUGCGGCCCAAUGGAGAACCAACCAACAGCUCACAAAGCACAGAAGGGACCCAGAGGGGCAGGGAGAAGGGGGUGUACAAGUUGGGACGAGAAGGGGUGGAAAGCAGGGGUCAGAACGAAGUGACGAAGGAUGUUGCAAGCGAGGAGGCUAGAACAGACUGUAAAGGUGUGACUAAGCGUUACCUCAGAAAUGUGACCAAUGAGGAUAGGAGUGGAGAGGAGGGGCGAUCCAACGAGACACGAAGGACAUUAACCACUGAGAGGUCGAGAAGCCUGUCCAGAUUACCUGCUUCUUCAGACACCCCCACCAUGCAGAAUGGAACUUCCCAGUCCAGUACUCCAUCAACAGCUGGACCCACAAACAAGAACUUGGGGCAACUAAGAGGCAGAAGAAGUCUGGAUUGGCAAGACAGCAGGUUAAACACUGACACAGGAAAACGUGAGGACUCUCUAAACAAGUACAACUCUUCCCUCACUGAGCUGCCUCCCAUCAAGUCCCAGGAUGGUUUCAACCUGCUGCUGCGUCGCCACGGAGGAUCAAAGAGAAACUCACUGCUUCGCUGGUGUCAGAGCCGAACACAAGGCUACAAGAAUAUUGACAUCACAAACUUCAGCAGCAGCUGGGCCGAUGGUCUCGCCUUCUGUGCCGUCUACCAUACCUACCUCCCUUCACACAUCCCUUACAGCACUCUUACUCCAGAGAGCAAGAGAGAGAAUCUCAACCUGGCAUUCAAAACAGGGGAGACUGUUGGGAUUGCACAAACUCUGACGGUAGAGGAGAUGCUGAGAGCAGGCGGUCCUGACUGGCAGAGGGUCCUGAGCUACGUGGAGAGCAUCUACCGUCACUUUGAGAUGUGACUGCUGGAGGUACUGACUUACAAUCCCACCACAGUGGAUCCUUAAGGACUCUUCAAAGGAAGCAACACAAGUUGGCUCCCUGAAUACUAUACUAUACUUUUGUUGCUUGUCUGGAAACUGGAGAAACUGACGUUCUUCUGUUAGCAAAAAAGACAUUCAAAGCUUCAAUUUUCAACUUUUUCGACAUUAAAAUAUUUUUUUCUGCUUGUGUUAAGUGUAGCAUAUCUUAGAAAUAACAAUGGCAAAAACUUGUUUGGUUGUCUCCAUUUAUUUUUUAUUGUGACUUAACAGAUGCUGGCUCAGGCAAGGAAAAAUAAAGUGUGUUAAUUGUUAGUGCAUUGCAUAUACUUUCAGUAUUUAUUGAAAAAUACGUACUGUUACUUCAUACAGUCCACUAUGAAGAAUGAAGCAUGCAUUAUGAUUACAUACAAACACAUUUUCACAGCCAAGCGUAUGUUUAUGUAACACUGGACGAAAGUCUUUCCUGUCCUUAUUUUAUCAAUACAUUAUUAAAUAAUAUAUACAUUGAUACCUGAAACAUAAAAAAGUACUUAAGAAAUUUGAUUUUGCUACUGUGGAUCGAAGUUCCAUCUGCUUUGUUUUCUGUCACACAUUACAGAAAAUGUCUUCUGGCCAGGUGGAAGUGACAAGGUGCAAAGUAUUGAUUGGUUUACUGCCAUCGGCUCCACAGUCAGUUUUACAUUUUUGUUGUUGUAUGCAUUCUUAUAUUUUUAAAACACUUAAUCAGCUGACAUUUGGCAUACAUCAGUAGUGUGAAGAAUUCAGAUGCAGUGAAAGUAUACAGCUUAUCAGACUGAGUGAAAUGUGUAGAGGUGAGAACCUGACCAACUGAGGAGGGGAAAAUUAACAAAACCCCACCUUUUAAUACAAAAAGUUAAAUAUAGUAGCUUUCAGAAUAAAGACUACUGUUGAGCACCA